Molecule: messenger RNA, 1231 nt
Organism: Lineus longissimus
Lineage: Eukaryota; Metazoa; Nemertea; Pilidiophora; Heteronemertea; Lineidae
Exons: 6
Coding region: 16-735 (239 amino acids)
Molecular function (GO): protein binding
Source: RefSeq, a predicted model, not a curated record
AUUUGUAGUGACAACAUGGCUCGUCUGUUGCUUGUCGUCUGCGUACAGCUGGUCUUGGCCUGUGCUGCUCGGGCAUUGGAUGAUUGUGGUAAGGAUUCCCUUGCCUGUGGUUACUACACCGAUGAGACCGUUUGCCAUGGGAAUCAGAAGGCCUGGGCCAGGCUCAAUUGUCCCAACCUCUGUGGGAACUGCGGUCAAGACGAGGAAGGAUCAGAGGAAAAUGAUAGCUUCGGUAGCAAAAAAAGGUUGCGUUCUUGGUCAGAUUCCUCUGACGCUUCAGAUGAAGACGAUAAUUCUAGCGAUGCUGACGAAGAUUCAGGUUGCAAAGACGUUUUCCCCCUCUGUCAAGUGUCUGGUAGAGCCAUAUGCCGUUCGAGUGCCUCACUGGCUCAAGACUGGGCUGUGAAGAACUGCGCCAAGUUCUGUGGGUUCUGCGGUGCGGGAGCAGUACGUACUCUCAUCGGUACUGCGCAGGGCGAGAUUCCCGAAUCAUUCUGUAGCUUCGGAGGCAACGCGUACAAGCAGGGCGAGACAUGGGAAGAUGGGUGCAAAAAGAACUGCACCUGCGUUAAUGCGGUGACAAAUGCUAUGCUCUGUAAAGACAGGUGUCCGACAUGGAACCUUGGACCUGACUGCGUCUCCCAACAAGUGUCUAACGAAUGCUGUGAACGGGUAUUCUGCAGAGGGAGCACCCGGUCAAUUCCGACCGUUCUGCCAAGGUCCGCAUUCUACUAGCAUCGACCAGGAAAAAUCUAUUCCCCUCGAGUUGGAGUCGCGGCAUGCACACUAGACCGUUACAUUCGGCCAGAAGGAACAUUUUGGCAAAUUUCCCAACUGUUGGUUUACACACAUGUAUGACUUUCAUUCAUAACGACUGAACAUGCCUUGCACUCUUAUAGUGAAAACCGAGAGCCUGGCUCCUGGCACCAAAUCAGCGAGAACUCGGGAGAGUCAAGGGCAAGAGACUCGCGGUUUUCACAUGAAGUCUUCGAUAGAUAAAUAUGGUUCUCGGAGGUCAAUUUCAUCAAAAAUAAAAUGGAGCAAUGAAAUUACUGUUUGAUUGGACAUCAUUGGCACUACAAUGUAAAUGGAUUUAUCUGUUGACACCAAUCUAAAAGUAAUGUAGGAUAUAAUGGACAUCACCAGAUUUUCUCUGUAUUUUUAAAGCCGUUUACGCUGAGCUAUCCUGGCCUAUAACAAUGCUAAUUAAAGACGCAUCAGAAUCAAUUGC